This is a messenger RNA of Dinoponera quadriceps, 906 nucleotides long. RefSeq names its product protein canopy homolog 3 (gene CNPYb). NCBI's taxonomy places the organism in Eukaryota, Metazoa, Arthropoda, Insecta, Hymenoptera, Formicidae. Gene Ontology annotation, molecular function: signaling receptor binding. Gene Ontology annotation, cellular component: endomembrane system. The transcript has 5 exons. Bases 186 to 878 code for a protein of 230 amino acids. The record is from RefSeq and is a predicted model, not a curated record.
CGCUCUGUCGUGCGACACAAGUGUGGGAUACCGGAAGUAAAGUGUGGGGUAUCGGAAUGGUAUGUAACACGAGUUUGUUAUGAUAACGUAGACGUCGCCGGCUGCUGCAUUGCAUCGCACGCGCACUUUUCAGUGAUUUCAUGACAUACUUGUUAACAUUCCACUUUUACUUAACAUAAAUUACGAUGUUGCUCAUCAAUUGUGCUCUUUUGUUAAAUUUGUUACUUGCGUGGCCCGUCUUCGGUGGUCCCGAGGAAGAGCAAGGAGUAAAAUAUGCUGACAAAUGUGAAGUGUGCAAGGUUGUGGCUACAGAACUUGAGGCCAGAUUGGAUGAAACAGGAAAGACUCAUGAUGUACUGGAGAUAGGAUAUUCUGUAGAUGAUAUCGCACCGAAAAAGAAAAAGGAUUAUAAGAAAUCAGAGCUGCGACUUCUAGAGAGCAUGGAAAAUGUUUGCGAGCGUAUAUUGGAAUACAACAUACACAAAGAACGUACAGAUAGUACAAGAUUCGCGAAAGGAAUGAGCCAGACAUUCAAAACACUCCAUGGUCUUGUGGAUAGGGGAGUCAAAGUUGAACUGGGUAUUCCUCAUGAACUGUGGGAUAAACCUUCGGUGGAGAUCACCACGUUAAAAACACAAUGUGAAGACAUGCUGGAAUCUUAUGAAAACGACAUUGAAGAAUGGUAUCACAAACACCAGGGAAAUAUUCCUUUAACCAGAUAUCUAUGCACUGAGCGUGUAUUGAAAGGGCAAAAUGAUUCUUGCUUGUAUGAGAAGAAUUACAGCAAGGAUACGAAGAAACAAAAGAAAAAAACGAAAAAGGUACCAAGCAAUACUGAAAAUGCCAAGGAGGACGAAAAUAUGAAGCAAGAAUUAUAAAAUGACGAGAAUAAAUUGCGUCAAAGAA